CCUCCUCACCGGCGCUAAACUCAAUCGAUUGCAGCAUUCACAUCGAUCUGGUAAUGGGGCACUCAAACGUAUGGAAUUCUCAUCCUAAGACCUAUGGGCCUGGCUCACGCACCUGCCGUGUUUGUGGGAAUUCCCAUGGUUUGAUCAGGAAAUACGGCCUUAUGUGCUGCAGGCAGUGUUUCCACAGCAAUGCCAAGGAAAUUGGUUUCAUUAAGUACCGUUAAGCAGUUCUGAAGAUCUGAUUGGAAAAAAGAUGAUUAUAUACGCAAUUGAAAGAGCUUCUAGUGUGUCUUUUUACAUUUCAGUAUGUUAAUGACUUCUUGAUUGUUCUCUUCUCUUAGGCAAUUUUGUUUCGUCAUUGAAUGGUGUUUGGUGGGGAUUUAGAGUAUUAAAGACCAAUUGUUGUUACAAGUAUUGUGAAACAUACCAUGUUUGGUUUAUGUCGGGUAUGAGACCGUGUGACAAUAUAUUUUGUUCUUUUUAAUCGUAACGAGAAUGACCAAGUUACUUUACCGUUUCUAAA
Molecule: messenger RNA, 523 nt
Organism: Cynara cardunculus var. scolymus (artichoke)
Lineage: Eukaryota; Viridiplantae; Streptophyta; Magnoliopsida; Asterales; Asteraceae
Product: 40S ribosomal protein S29
Exons: 3
Coding region: 54-224 (56 amino acids)
Biological process (GO): translation
Cellular component (GO): ribosome; cytosolic small ribosomal subunit
Molecular function (GO): structural constituent of ribosome; zinc ion binding
Source: RefSeq, a predicted model, not a curated record